CAUUCUUAAAACGCUGUCAGGACAAUCCCGUUAUUUUUAAUUGCCCGCAUCCCGUAACUCCUCAGCCUUUUGUCGUAUCGUUCCUUUCGCUGUUCGUAGGUGGAAACUUUCCCGUCUGAUUGCUGCCCCCCCGUAGCUGUAGCGUCUUUCCUUUUCCUCCCUUUUUUCCCUCCGCGUUUCAUUUAAACAAUGGAAUCUAUUCGCCCUCAGCGACUUCAGCCGGGGAUCGGAUUUGGAGCUGGCUCGACCGGGACGCUGCGCUCCUCGCUCCGGCCUGGGGUCACCGUCCCCACCGCUCCUCCGCAGCCACCCUCGGUGUGCCUGUCGGCUUCCUCCGGGCCGCCCCCGCCUCCGCCGCCGCUGCAGCUGCACAGCCUCGGGGUCGGUGUGAUGGGGAGCAGCGGUCUGGGAGCGGCGGGGAUGGCGGGGCUCGGACUCUGCAAUCCGGGGAACCCGACUGUGCUGCGGGAGGCGGUGGAGGCGGUGGUGAGAAGCUUCGCUAAGCACACCCAAGGAUAUGGCAGAGUGAACGUGGUGGAGGCCCUGCAGGAGUUCUGGCAGAUGAAGCAGUCGCGCGGGGCCGACCUCAGGAACGGGGCACUGGUGGUCUAUGAGAUGGUGCCCUCCAGCAGCCCACCCUAUGUCUGCUACGUCAGCCUCCCCGGGGGCAGCUGUUUUGGCAGCUUCCAGUUCUGCCCCACCAAGGCUGAAGCAAGGCGCAGCGCGGCCAAGAUCGCCCUGAUGAACUCUGUCUUCAACGAACACCCCUCCCGCCGCAUCACGGACGACUUCAUCGAGAAGAGCGUGUCCGAGGCACUCGCCUCUUUCAACGGUAACAGGGAGGAGGCCGACAACCCAAACACAGGCAUUGGUGCAUUCCGCUUCAUGCUGGAGUCCAACAAGGGCAAGUCCAUGUUGGAGUUUCAGGAGCUGAUGACCGUCUUCCAGCUGCUUCACUGGAACGGCAGUCUGAAGGCCAUGAGGGAGAGGCAAUGCUCUCGGCAGGAGGUGCUGGCUCACUACUCACACCGGGCGCUGGAUGAUGACAUGCGCACCCAGAUGGCUGCUGAUUGGGUGAACCGGGAGCAGAGCGUGGCGAGCACCAUCGCGCGGGAGCUAGCCGCCACUGAGCGGGAGCUGGAAGAGGCGCGCCUGGCCGGCCGGGAGCUGCGCUUCCACAAGGAGAAGAAGGACAUCCUGAUGCUUGCUGUCGGACAGCUGGGCAACGCCAACUCCGCCACCCUGCCCGCCGGCUGCUAGAUGCAGACCUGAGGGAACAGUGGAAGCCCACCUUUGUUAAUGAUUGUACAAGACAGCGCUGUAGCCACAGAUCCAGAAAAUACACUUCAACAGCUAGAGCCCAUUUACUGGAUGAAAGAUUAAAAUGUGUAUAAAAUAAGCUUAUUCAAAAUGCAUGCAAACUAAAUUCAGCACUUGGGAAUUUUACUUACACAAAAAUGUUCCAAGGGCAGAAGGAAAAAUGAUUGGUUCAGGGAGAUAAUCAAUCAGAUUGUAGAGGAGGUGGGUCCAACCAACCAGAAGAGGUGGGACCAAGACAUCUGAUUGGUUGGUCCCACCUCCUCUAACUUCUUGGACUCACCUCCUCAAAUUUGG
Molecule: messenger RNA, 1614 nt
Organism: Brienomyrus brachyistius
Lineage: Eukaryota; Metazoa; Chordata; Actinopteri; Osteoglossiformes; Mormyridae
Gene: lix1l
Product: limb and CNS expressed 1 like
Exons: 6
Coding region: 190-1260 (356 amino acids)
Biological process (GO): autophagosome maturation
Cellular component (GO): cytoplasm
Source: RefSeq, a predicted model, not a curated record